This is a messenger RNA of Coccinella septempunctata (seven-spotted ladybird), 1190 nucleotides long. It is a transcript of the gene cN-IIIB, whose product is annotated as 7-methylguanosine phosphate-specific 5'-nucleotidase. Gene Ontology annotation, molecular function: lipase activity; magnesium ion binding; 5'-nucleotidase activity. Gene Ontology annotation, biological process: lipid metabolic process. Gene Ontology annotation, cellular component: cytoplasm. Lineage: Eukaryota; Metazoa; Arthropoda; Insecta; Coleoptera; Coccinellidae. The coding region runs from base 42 to 950 and encodes 302 amino acids. The record is from RefSeq and is a predicted model, not a curated record. The transcript is spliced from 6 exons.
CAAUUUUUGUAAUUUCUCCAAUCAUUACACAUCGUACUUGUAUGCAGAGAUAUCAGAAAAUGGUCCGAGACUUAGUUAGUGACAUCAAACUUUUGAACAGAGUGAAUGUGCACAUCAAAGACAAAACAAGAGUGAAUGAAAUACUUGGUAAAAUUGUAGAAGGAGGUUUUAAGCAAUUACAAAUUGUGUCAGACUUUGAUCAAACUAUCACCAAGCAACAUGAGAAUGGAAAAAAACAUCUGAGUAGUUUUGGGAUAUUCAGGUGCUGUCCAUCGCUACCCAAAGAACACGUAGAAUUAACCGACUCCUUCGCUAGAAAAUAUAAGCCCAUAGAAUGCGACCUUACGAUACCAAUAGAAGAAAGAAAGAAGCAUAUGGAGGAAUGGUAUUCCGACACGGAAAAAUCACUUAAGGGCAUAGAAAUAAGUCCAGAGGAAAUCAGCGACAUAGCGAAAAAAUACGGACCAUGCCUUAGAGAUGGGUGUAAAAAAAUAUUUCAAUCUCUAGAGGAGAAGAAUGUGCCUGUACUAGUAUUUUCCGCUGGUCUAGGUGAUACUGUUGUUGCUUUAUUGAAGCACAAUGGAAUUUAUCGCACAAAUGUCAAGGUUGUAUCUAACUUUUUGGAUUUCGACAAGAACAAUGUCGUACAGGGUUUUCAAGGCAAACUCAUUCACAUCUAUAGCAAAAACGAGCAUGCCCUGGAGGGUACAGAUUAUUUCAAACUCAUUUCCCAGCGUAAUAAUGUGAUAUUGUUGGGAGAUUCCAUUGGAGACGCUGGAAUGGCUGAUGGUCUUCCCAAUACAAAUGCUGUGCUCAAAAUAGGUUUCUUAUACUUUGAAAAAGAUUUGGCUGAAAAAAAAUUAUCUGACUAUUUGAACUACUUCGACAUAGUACUGGAAGAUGAUCAAACGAUGGAUGUCCUGGGGUCCAUCUUAGCACUUUUGGAAUGAGCGAUUUACCACACCUUGUAAACACACAUAUAUUCAAAUUAAUAUAUAUCUAUAUAUAAAUUAUUUACUCUCUGUUCAUUUCCAAAUUUUAUUUUUAUAUUGAAAUAUAUCUAGUUUUUUUUUUCCAUAUUUUCUCUGAAAUGUUGUAAAUAUUCAUUUAAAAUGCUGCAAAUUAAGAACACUGAAACAUAGAAUUCUGUAAUAUAUUAAAAUUCACAAAUAAGAUGACUUCAGUUUGAA